Verticillium alfalfae VaMs.102 is the source of this 1226-nucleotide messenger RNA. RefSeq lists its product as hypothetical. The coding region runs from base 331 to 1083 and encodes 250 amino acids. The transcript has 3 exons. The record is from RefSeq and is a predicted model, not a curated record. Lineage: Eukaryota; Fungi; Ascomycota; Sordariomycetes; Glomerellales; Plectosphaerellaceae.
GGUAUCGAAUAACAUGAGAUAAACUUUUUGGCUUCCUAUGUGUCACUUGCAACAUUUGCCAAUCAACUCAUGAAUUCACUGUCUUCACUAUUUCAUUUUUCGAUGUCCAAUUCUCUCGUAAAAUGAUCACUUGCAAAACGUGAAUGACAUCAUAAGUCAGUUCAUUGAUUCCUGGCUCGGCGACGGGCGAACGAUCUGCAAAAGCGCCUUGAGCUUCAUUGCCCACAGAUCGCUGCCAAUAUACUGAACGUACUCACAGCAUUGCCGAAGAAGUUGUGGAUAUUGAGCCCAGUACAUAGGCUGUACCGCGAAUAUUCAACAGCAUCGACCAUGAACUCAUUCAUCACGCCAGCCUUUUUAUCUUCUAUCCGUAGUUCGCGAUCUCUCCCCCGUAACUCGUGGUACUUCAUCACAGCCACCACAUUGUCCAUACUGAACAGGCCGGACGAGAUUCCAAAGGUAUUCAAUGAUGCUAUCGGACGUGCAGCUGGUCUGGCCGAUGGGCAUCUAUCGGUGGAUGAGCAACUCACCAUCGCUAGACGUAUGCGUGAGGCUCUCGUCAAGGCAUCCGCUGUCGGAGGCCUUCCCAAGACCAUAAAUGCUCUUAUGGCGAUGAAGGCGGUAACGCCAUCUCAUCUGCUGGAUGACCCUGGAGAAGCCUCACCCCCAACACGGCGGCAUGACAUAGAGAAUGGGUCGUCAGAGAUUUUGGACCGUGGUGCAAAGUUCUGGGACAGGAUAUACGGGAAGAUAUCAAAAAGAAUCAUGGGUCAAAUGGAGAGGUGUGGCACAGAGGAUUUGGCUGUCACCGCCCGUCUCAUGUACGGCCACAUUCUGAGUAAUACCCGGAUAUUGUCUGCGCCGGAGACUUCAUUCGUCUUGAUCGCUGGCCUGAUACCCCAAGACGUCAAUCCGCAGCUCAAGGGUCAUCUUAGAGGCGCACUGAAUGCAGGUGCCUCUAAGGAGGAGGUCGCCGCUGUACGGGAUCUCGUGAUACGGAUUUGCGAGGCAGCAGGCAUGCAGAAGCUUGAUGCUGCAGCAUCAGGAGGUUGGGGAUGGGAGGGGGAGAUAGCAGAUGUUUGAUAGUCACAUCAGUCACAUCGCCUGCUGUAAGAUGCACCUUUCCUCUAGCUAUUGCAUGCUUUCGUAAUCGCUUCAUAUUUCAAGCCUAACAGUUCGGCAUCGAUAGCAAGAAGUCCAGCACAGUGCAUUGCCUGUUGUCCUGU